Messenger RNA from Linum trigynum, 2292 nucleotides. Lineage: Eukaryota; Viridiplantae; Streptophyta; Magnoliopsida; Malpighiales; Linaceae. The record is from the annotation of a GenBank genome assembly.
GGUAUGACCGUUUGUUUGGACGGUCAACACCGUUGACCGUUAGUCAACUGUCUAGGUCACUGCAAUGUCAGCAAAAAAAAUUAUAAUUUCAUUUUUCUUUUUAUUUCCUUUAUAAAAUUGAAUAGUAAUAAAAAAAUUAUAAUUUCAUUUAUCUUUUUAUCUCUUUUCAUUUUUCUUCAUCUUUCUGCCCCUGCCCCUCCCCCUUUGUCUUCUCCCCAGAUCCACAUUUAUCUUCCCCAGAAAGUCAGAAACCCAUAAACAAAUAAAAAAUGGAUGCUCACUUAAAAAAAAUGAUCGGAAAACACAGAAGACACCACCGUCGCCACCACGGGAACCUCCGAUUUGAGUCGAAUACUUGGAACCUAGAAGAAUCUGGCCUGAAUCUGGAGGAUUUUCGACCCCUUCGAUUCUCGCCUUCCUCAUCUCCCUCUUCCUCCGCUCGUCUUCCAUCGGCGAUUCAGAACCCACCAAUCGUCUCCUACCGGCCGCAUCCAUUCAUCGUCGCGUCCUCUUCGACCCACGCGAAGCGCUUCAAGGGGCCGCCAACGCGAAUUCCGAUUCAAAAUUGACGAUUUGUCUCCCUUCCCCUCGAUCAUUGAUUUCCAGAUCCCGGCCUUCGCCACGAAACAUUCAUCUCUUUCCAUAUUCGUCGACGUCGAAAGAUGGUUUGGUGAGGUCGACUCUGUUAGGUCGACGAUGUUGUCUUUGGCAAGGAUGACUUCGGCCCUAGAUUCUGGUCGGGGAUAUGAGGAAGAUAAUGUUGGUGGCGAUGCAGUGGAUACGAGGGGCAAUGGUUGGAAGAAAAAAAAAUGGUUAGGGUUUUUUUGGGCUCUGAUCGAAAAGGAAAGAAGGGGAGGGGAUAAGGUGGGGAUGGGUGGCCGAAUUUUUUUUUCUUUUAUUAUUCAAUUAUAAAGAAAAAUAAAAAGAAAAAUGAAAUUAUAAAAUUUUCUUUAUUAUUCAAUUUUAUAAAGAAAAUAAAAAGAAAAUUGAAAUGAUAAAUUUUUUUUGAUGACAUGCCAGUGAUCUGGACAGUUGACUAGCGGUCAACGGUGUUGACCGUCCAAACAAACGGUCAAACCACGCUUCAGGCCAAUUCUGUCUAUAUGCUGCAUAGUUUAGACCAGGAUGUUAAUUUCUCAAACCACGGGCCAAAGUUGAUUACAUGGUCAUAGUUUAGGCCAUAAUAAGGUAUUAACCCAUCAUAAUAUUACUUCCACCGCCAACUCCAUUCUUGGGGUAAGAAGAUUUUUUUUCUUUUAGGGCUUGCACCUUUAUCUUGCCCAUUCCUAAUGGUUAUAGAUCUUCAACUGUAACUGGUGUACUGGAAACAGAACAAACUCCAGUAUCGUUGAUGUAUUUCUCAAUCACACUCUUCUCAUAAAGCAAUCCAUUUUUUCGGUUUGCUACGGCCUCAGCAAGUUCCUCGCCAGUGAUUGAGCACGCCAUUGAAGCUGAUCCCGGGUCGGGAAGAAGAAGACAGCGACUCGGGAAACACAUAUAGUGCAGGGGACUACAAAAUGAUCACCUGGUCUGCUGCCACUAGACUGUCGAAUGAUAUCCACCACCACGAUGAGCAAGUUGUGUUGGAGCUAACCGAUAAAGAAGCAGGGGAAACACAAAGGGAAUGGUCGCCACUGAUUCAGGGAACUUUGGUAGAGACAGGCUCUUUCGCAGCCGCCGCAAGACGGUCGAUGAUGUGAAGCCGAAAAUGAGCAAGGUGCAAUUAGCUAAAUGGAGAAAAAACGAGGGGAAACUACAAGGGAAAGGGAUGGCUCCGAUUCAAUGAACUUUUACAGGGAGAGGCUUGCUGGAACCGCCGACAUUGAAGAAGAGAAUGGAGCUCAGGUGGUUCAAUUUUGUCGAGGGGUUGGGCGAUUCACGGAAGCCUUCGAAGAAAGGAGCUGAAGUUGCGGCAAGGAGCAGCAUGACAAUGGUAAUUGUUGAGUAAGGUCGUAAUCCUGUUGUUUAACAUCUCUAGGUCCCGAUUAAUUACCUGAAAAGAAAACAUAUGGGUUAGAAGACGUCACAAGCUUAAUUAAAAUAAUAACAUAAUUACUUACCGCAAUCAUUGUAGUUUUGGAAAUCAAGACUCGGUUGGAUCCUCCAAAAUUUGCCGUUGUAACAGCUGAGGGAUUAGAGAAGAGGAGAAAUUUUUGAGGAUCUCAGAGAAAGAAUAAGGAAGAGUAAGUCAGUUUGCCUGUUAUGUAAUGUACGUAGCUCCUAGUUAAUUUCCUGGAAAGAAAAUCGAAAGGUUAAAAGAUUUCACACUCUUAAUUAAAAUCUUAAAAUACU